Sodiomyces alkalinus F11 is the source of this 1173-nucleotide messenger RNA. RefSeq lists its product as hypothetical. Lineage: Eukaryota; Fungi; Ascomycota; Sordariomycetes; Glomerellales; Plectosphaerellaceae. The transcript has 3 exons. The record is from RefSeq and is a predicted model, not a curated record. The coding region runs from base 164 to 997 and encodes 277 amino acids.
UGAUAGCUUCAUCCGUCUCAAAAUCGUCAAGCUCUACUCUGCUCCGACAUUGACAAGCCGGAUAGAUGCUAUUAGGCAAGCCCUUAGCCCACAAUGGCAAUCCUGUCGGGUCGCACCGCGCUUCACCUACCCUUCCGGAACUCCCUCUGCAGGCCACGGUUUGAUGCUCUGCCACCACUCCCUACAGUCCGAAGUAACACAACCAUUGCCCCUCCACCCCUCGACCGCCAACAAUCCUUUCCUCCUCCAGCUCGCGCGAUCCAAAACUCCAACCGUCCUCUACGAAGCACCCCCGCACUUCUGGCUCAAAUUCACUGCCUGGUCAUCUGCUAUAGCCUGCUAUGCUGGCGCAGGCUUGAACUGCCUCUACUCCGUUUCCGGCGACUUCCCGGGCGCCCCGUGGUGGGUGAGCUCCGUAUACACGGCCGUCUGCAUAGCCAUGGCAGGUGUGGGCUCGUUCUUCGUCUUCGGUUCCGCCAACAUCAUCAAGUCGAUCCGCGCCGUCCCCACCGCCUCUCUCGGGUCCAAAGCCCUCGCGUCCGCCGCGGGGACGGUCGCCCAUAACCCGCGCCUCACGCCGAUCCACCUCGAAGUUGCCGUGAAACCCAUCCUCCCCUUUUUCCGGAAACCAUCUAUCGUGACGGUUCCGCCGGCGGACGUCGUCCUUUCCGGGCGGCUCUUCAAGCCUCACCUGACCGAAGCGCAAGCCCGGGCCGCGCGUGCGAGGGAGAAGGCGGAGGCCAAGGCGAGGUGGGAACAGGAGAAGCAGAGGUUGCUGACGCUGCCUUUCCGCGAUGCCGGACGCGGGGCGAAGGCUGUGUGGCGCGGUAUCAGGAGGGGGAUCGUGGGCGGCGGUUUCUUGAAGGUUAUGGUGGGGAGCCGGAAAUGCAAACUGGAUGUUGAAGGCGGUUGGGCGCUGAAUGACGGCGCAGCUCUGGAAAGCCUUGUGCGUGUCAAUGGCGCCGGCACAGGCCCGAAGAACCAGAGGCGCUCGUGAAAUUAACUGAGGGCUCCUACUUCUCAAGCUCGUGGUUGACUAGGAGGACCUAUCUGUACAUCUCGACCAAUAUGUAUAUCUGUGGUUCUGUAUAAUAGCAUAGACGAACUGUAUCUAUAUUAUGAUCCAUGAGACCUCGAGUUUAGACCAGAAGCUGGUCUAUCAAGAACAAUAUC